AUGGAUGCAUCUCAAUUUGCCGCGUUUAUGGAUAUGCAAAAGGCGUUGUUUAGCCAAAUAUCGAAGAUGACUGUGGGUGCUCCUACUUCAAGUGCAGCGCAAGGCAGCAGCAACACCAGCAUCAACACGACAUUGGUACCAAACUUCGAUCAUUUUGAUCCGGCAAAGGAAAUGUAUACCAAUUAUAUAGAGAGGUUUAACAACUACAUUGCAAUGAAGGGCGUCAGUGCUAAUAAGGAGUACUGUACAAAGUUGCUUCUUAACUCUAUUGGUGCGAAGUACUUUAACAUGGUGACGGCGUUGGCAGCGCCCAGAGCAGCGGCAGAUCUGCAAUACGAUGAAUUGCUAACCAUUUUGCAAAAUCAUUUAGCACCGAAAAAGAAUGUGUUGGUGGCACAACACAAAUUUUUAUCAAAAUAUCAGAUGCAAGGGCAAUCAGUGGCAGAUUUUGUGGCUGCACUCCGUACUGAUAUUAAUUCGUGCGAAUUUGUUUCACCGUGCAAAUGUGGAGCGUCCAUAGCCGAUGUGUUUUUGAGGGCACAAUUUAUUCGAGGCCUUUGUGACAAUACUGUACGCGAACAACUUCUUCAAUCCAGUACGGCGAAAAUUGAUGAAAUUGUUGGGAAGGCAUUGGCUCUAGAGGCUGCGAAGAUGGACGCCAGAGAAUUGUCCCAAGCAACGGGGCAACAGAAGCGUAAAGUCAAUUACGAGCAAUUAGGUAUUGCCGGUCUAUGUUUACGCUGCGGCAAAAACAAUCAUUUUGCGAAGGAGUGUCGCUCUAACAAAAAUCUUAAAUGUAACUUGUGUGCCAAGCAAGGGCAUGUAGCAAAAGUCUGCAUUGCUUCACUUUUGGCGGAUGGUCCUAAUGCCGGACGACGGGGUAAACCCAGUACGAGGGAGGCGUCCACGAAUCAAGUACGUGAUGAUUCGUACGGUAUUUAUAAAAUCGUGGAUGUGUACCGUAACGAUUACGCAAAUGCCAAUGCUGAGCGUUACUAUGCGAAUAUCUUCAUAGAAGGUAGAGUGGUAUCUUUUGAAGUAGAUUCUGGCUCUGGAUACUCAUUUUUGCCUAGGAGUGAAUUUGGGAAAUUAAAAUUGUCUAACCAAUUAACCGCCACAAACAUCGUUUUCCGAUCAUACACCCAAGAUAAAUUCGUACCAGAUGGGAAAGUCCGAGUAAAUAUAAAAUACAAAAACGUUUCAUUCAUCGAUGAUCUCUACGUUGUCCCAGACGGGUGUUCGGCGUUAAUUGGUCGUACAUGGAUACGUCGUCUAGGAAUUAAUCUAAACGAGCUAGACGAACAUAAGUCGAACAACAUGGUUACCAAUUCUAUCGGUGAGUCGAGCGACAUUCAAGAAUACAUUUCCGAAUUUUCAGCUGUAUUUCAACAAAAGAUUGGCUGCAUCCCUAGCCAUAAAGUUUCACUUCAAUUGCGUGAAGAUGCCACACCAACCUAUACAAAAGAGCGUCAAAUUCCAUACGCCUUAACCGAGCGUGUUAACAAGGAGCUGGAAGAGUUGGAGAAGGCUGGCAUAAUCACCAAGGUUGCCAAUAGUGACUGGGGGUCACCACUGGUGGUCAUCCCUAAAGCUGACGGUGGAGUGCGCCUUUGCGUUGACUACAAGGUGGGAGUCAACCAGCGACUUGUGAAUGCUCAUUACCCCAUUCGGAAAAUAGAUGCAAUUUUCAAUAGUCUCAGGGACUCUAAACAUUUUUGUCGGCUUGAUUUAUACAAAGCCUAUUUACAUGUGCAAGUGGACCAAAAGUCAAGCGAAAUUCAAACCAUUUCGACCCACAAAGGGACUUUUCGAAUGAAUCGUCUGUCCUUCGGCAUUAAAACUGCCCCGGCGGAAUUUAAUAGGAUUAUAGAUCAAAUUUUACGGGAAGUGCCCAAAACAGAAUCCUAUUUUGACGACAUCGUGGUACAUGGCGAGACUUUGAGUGAGUGCAAAGCAAACUUAAAAUUAUGUUUAGCCCAGUUGCAGAAGUACGAUCUGCACCUUAAUAUGGCAAAAUGCAAAUUUUUUGACAAUCAAAUGGAGUUUUUGGGUCACGUAAUACGGCACAACAAGGUCCAAAAGUCACCUUCAAAAGUACAAGCCAUAUUACAAAUGCCCCAACCAGAAAGUGUAGAAGAUGUUCGCCGUUUUUUGGGUAUGGUAACAUAUUACGCAAGAUUCAUACCGAAUUCGUCUACAAUUACCACCCCGUUGCGCAAUUUACUGCUCAAAAACGCUAUUUUUAAAUGGACAUCGGAAUGCCAAAAGUCUUUCGAUGUUUUGAAAAGAGAAAUUUCCAGCGAUCGCGUAUUGAUGCCGUAUAAUCCCGAUUUGCCGGUACAGCUUGCGUGCGACGCUAGUCCCACCGGGAUAGCUGGUGUUUUGUCGCACAUUAUUGACGGCCAAGAAAGACCGAUAGCGUUUGCCUCAAGGUCUCUUACUCCAGCAGAGCAAAAUUAUUCGCAAUUAGAUAGGGAAGCCCUAGCAAUUGUGUAUGCGGUUCAACAUUUUCACGAGUACAUAUUUGGCCGAAUUUUUAAGCUUAUAACGGAUAAUAAGCCGUUAUCAAGAAUUUUUCACCAAAAUUCGAAAUUGCCCCUAAUGACGUCAUCUCGACUUCAACGAUACGCCGCUUUCCUCACUGGAUAUAAUUACGAAGUCAGUACGAAAAAGGGCGAGGAAAAUGUCAAUGCCGAUUGUCUCUCCAGGGCCCCAAUUAAAUCAGGGAUUGGCACUACAAAUUUAAUUGAUCUAGAAGUACAUUCAAUUUGCGGGUCAACAAUACAUCAAAUUGCUUCAAUAAAAUUAAAUUUCAAAUCACUUCGAGACGCAACAAAGAAUGACGCAAUGCUUUCCAAAAUUUUGUUCGAUUUACGUAACUCAAAUGUGGUCGAUUCGGAGUACACCAUCGAUGCCGGCAUAUUGUUCAAAGGGAAAAGGGUCAUUGUACCAACUUCACUUCAAGAGGCAGUCUUAGAAGAGUUACACUAUACUCAUAUAGGUAUAACCAAGAUGAAGCAAUUGGCGAGACGUUAUGUGUUUUGGUCAUCAAUUGAUAAAGAUAUUGAACAAUUUGUACGUUCCUGUUCUGCGUGUGCCUUGGUAAAGAAAAAUCCUCCGAAAGCAGUUCUCCAUCCUUGGGAGGAGCCGGAUGGAAAUUGGCAACGUAUUCAUAUUGAUUACGCGGGGCCAUAUCAGGGAUAUCAAUUUCUUGUUGUCGUCGACGCAAAAUCAAAGUGGGCAGAAGUGGGGGUGUGCUCCUCUGCGCCAACAUCAACGUCAACAAUCGAAAUGUUAAACAACAUUUUUGCACGCAAUGGAUACCCUGAUGUUCUUGUCUCUGACAAUGCAACGAUUUUUAAAAGUGAAGAGUUUCAAAAUUUCUGCACUAAUUCCGGUAUCUUCCAGAAAUACAUUGCACCUGGCCACCCUGCCACAAAUGGUCUAGCUGAACGAAAUGUUCAAACACUCAAGCAGCGUCUAGCAGCCAUGGCAGAGGAUCCUUCUCCGAUAUCUAAAAAAGUAAGAGAAAUUUUAUUUAAAUAUCGAGCUACACCUCUUCGAAAUGGUAAAUCCCCAUCAGAAAUGUACCUGGGUAGACAAAUCCGAAUCCGAUUGGAUGCCUUGAAGCCAUCAAAAUUAACUCAGUCAUCUACGCCACAAUGUCCAGUUAGGAAACUGAGUGAGGGAGACCGAGUUCAAGUCCGAUACUAUACGCCAAACAAACCUGUAUGGAAAUUCGGAAUUAUUUCUAAAAAGCUUGGUAACCUUCAUUAUCUGGUAAAACUCGACAAUGGUUAUGUCUUCAAGCGCCACAUAGACCAACUCCGUUUCACAAAUGUAAAACUGCCUUAUUCUCCAGAUACUGAGCAGACUGAGUCGGUCCCAGAUUUUAGUUCAGGGAAUGGCGAACAGUCUCAUCAGCCUCUAAUUAUGGCACCCUACAUUCCACUGAGUACACAUGCUAAUGAUCCAGAAGUUCCCGGUACUUCCACAACACCAACUGCAGCCGGAACCGAAGCACCAGUUGGAACGCCAUCAGCCUCUACCCAAAACGCUGAUGCUGAGUCCACACCAAGUCGUCGUACCUCUGCAAGGCAACGGAGACAACCCCAGUAUUUAAGCGAUUAUGUUCGCCAUUAG
Messenger RNA from Musca domestica (house fly), 4143 nucleotides. RefSeq lists its product as uncharacterized. The transcript has 2 exons. The coding region runs from base 1 to 4143 and encodes 1380 amino acids. NCBI's taxonomy places the organism in Eukaryota, Metazoa, Arthropoda, Insecta, Diptera, Muscidae. Gene Ontology annotation, molecular function: nucleic acid binding; zinc ion binding. Gene Ontology annotation, biological process: DNA integration. The record is from RefSeq and is a predicted model, not a curated record.